Messenger RNA from Vombatus ursinus (common wombat), 4677 nucleotides. It is a transcript of the gene RNF17, whose product is annotated as ring finger protein 17. The coding region runs from base 1 to 4677 and encodes 1558 amino acids. The record is from RefSeq and is a predicted model, not a curated record. NCBI's taxonomy places the organism in Eukaryota, Metazoa, Chordata, Mammalia, Diprotodontia, Vombatidae. The transcript has 34 exons.
AUGGCGGCUGCGGUAGCGCCGACGGGAGCUGCAGCGGGUGCGAUGGCUGGCGUGGCUUCCUCGAAGGCUCGGCUUCCUAAGGCCUCCUCUUCAUCUCCUCCUCACCGGCUUCCCAGGCGGAAGAGCCGGCUCUGGGGCCCCACUGAGGUCCUGUGCAGCGGGUGUGGAAGGAGUUCCGUGACCACGGCGGGUCACCAUCAUGAGCUUCAGUGUGGACAUGCUUAUUGUGAAUUAUGCUUGUCAGUAACUGAAGAAUAUAGCACAGUUGUAUGUCCUGAUUGUGAGGCAGUUACAACUAUAAAUAGAAGACAAGGAUACUACCCUUUAGAUGGGUAUGUUGAAGAAGAUUCUUACGAAGAAAAGUUUCAGCCUAAAAAGAUAAGGAAUUGUUCUCAGGAUUUCAAGAAGACAGUUGGUCAGCAGAUUGUUGGUUUAGAAAAUCCGUCCAUUCUACACAGUCCUAUUCUGUACCCAUCGGCAGUUGUGACAGAAACUAAAACAACCCAAGAAAUCGAUGAAGCUUUGAAGAUAGCUGGUUAUAAUUUUGAGCAAUUAAAUGCCGCAGAAAAGAUGCUAGAAUGCCUAGAAAACCAAACAAAACAAGAAACAGAUUCUCUUCUAGAGGUUCUUGAGGAAAAAUUUCAUCAGCUUUUUACUUCACUCAAGUCGAGGAAAAGAAGUCUGUAUGAAGAAGUUGUAAGAAAUACAGAGGACUAUUUAGGUGAUAUCAUAAUGGCCAAAAAAUACAUUGAAGGGAAAAAAAUUGAUUUGGAUGCAGCUAUGAGAAUAGCAAAAGAAUUGAAAAUGGCACCUUCCCUAAGAACAUAUUGUGACUUGAAUCAGAUUAUCCGCACUUUGAAGUUGGCAUUUGAGAGUGAAUUGUCAAAAGUGAGUUCUCUGAAAUUCAGAAGCUCUCUCAGGUUGAAAAUGAAUUGUAAUGAAAUUAUUUGUAUGUUUAAAAAUAUGGGGAAGAUUGAAUUUGAAGAAACUUCAAAAUUUCGUUCUGAAGACAGUGAAAGUGCUGGACAGAAUGUUCAUAAGCAUACUAAUAAGAAGGAAUCUUCAAAUUGUGAUGCAUACCUGUCUGUAGAAAAUAAAAAGUUUGAAAUUGCUGCAACAGAUGAUGAGGAACAGCCCCUUGUGCAGCAUGAAACUGGUGAUUCACAUUUAGAAGUAAAGAGUACCCAGCACCAAGAUGAGAGAGUGUCUGUGUCCUCCCCUAAAACUGUUGCUGUUUUACCACAAAUGGGAUCUAGCCCUGAUGUGAUCAUAGAAGAAAUUAUUGAAGAGGAUCAAGAAACAUACUUCAUAGAGCAUAUUAUGGAGGUUCCUAGACAUCAAAAAAAGCCUUUGCAGAAAAAGUCGGUACCUUUUGGACUGAAAGCAGGUUCUCUGGAACUAGUUUUUGUGAGCCAUGUAAUACAUCCGUGCCACUUUUAUAUUCGGAAGUAUUCACAAAGAAAAAAUGCAACAGUAUUGGAAAAGAAGUUGAAUCAUUUUUGCAACAAGAGUCUGUACCUCAGUCCUUCAGAUAUUUUGGAGCUAGGUGCAAAGAUAUUUGUCAACAGUGUAGAAAAUGGAAUGUGGUGCCGUGGAACUAUCACUGAACUAAUUCCUAUUGAAAAUAAAAAUGUAGGAAAGCCCUGUGGUCCUACCAAAUGUCCAAUCCGUGAUGUUGCACUGAUGCAAGUUUUCAUGAUAGACUUUGGGAAUUCUGAAGUCUUAGCUGUUUCAGGGAUUGGUGAUGGCCACGUAGUUAGACCAGGACACAGUGCUCUACCACAUUUAGUGGUAAAUGAUCUAUGUAUGGUUAUAAGAAAGCCUGAUUCAUAUAUUGAAGGAAUGCUAGGAGAUUUCCAUCCAUUAGCAUUGUCAUGCGCAUUAAAGGAUGUUGUCCCACAAAAUUCGAAUGAAGGCUGGGGAGAAGAAGCUAAAAUGGAAUUUUUGAAAAUGGUAAACAACAAAGCUGUUCUAAUGAAAGUCUUUAGAGAAGAAGAUGGUGUGCUUAUUGUAGAUCUCAAGAAACCUCCGGCAAAUAAAAUAAGCAGUGAUAUGCCAGUAUCUCUUAGAGAUGCAUUAGUUUUUAUGGAAUUAGCAAGGUUUAGGUCACAGUUGCCCAGUGUUCCGCCUGAACAGCAUAUGACGUUAAGAUACCAUCCACCUGUAUUACCAAAGGAAUUGUCAAAUGUGUCAGUUGUGGUUUGUCAUAUAAAUAAUCCUUCUGAUUUUUAUCUUCAGUUGUUUGAGAUGAGGUGGAAACCAGAUCGCAGAGAGUUUAGAAACAAGCGACGAGAAAUGGAGGAACCUUUUGGGGAGGUUAAAAUUUUGGAAGACAAUGUACUAUCUGUCGAGCUAUUUGAUUCUAUCAGUGCUCCUGGAAUGAUACCAAACAGUGUUAAUAGCCAGCUAGUUAAAGAAGGUUUAGCGUCUUAUGAGUUAGGAUAUACCAUAAAUUGUCAAAAGUAUGAUGAAGUAUGGGAUCCUUCUCCUGAAGAAAUAAUUUCAGCUGAAACAAAUACCUCAGAUUCUUUGGUUACAAAAUUUUUGGAGGAUCAGGAUUUACACUUACUUCAUAACAAGGAAAUUCCUGUGCAGAUCUCUAAUGUUGUGUCUCCUGAGAAGAUUUAUGUGCAACAGCUGUCAACAGAAACCUUACUUAAUAGUUUACAGGAAAAGAUGGCAACAGCUUAUGAAAACUCAAAAUGUGAACCAGUUACAUGGGAAAUUAAUAUGUAUUGUGCUGUUCAGAGGACUGAGCUAAAGCAGUGGCGAAGGGGUCAGAUCAUCAAGAUAAUUUCCGCAACAUUGGUGGAGGUCAUGCUUUAUGACUUUGGUAUUAAAGUAACAGUAAAUGUUGACUGUCUAAGAAAACUUGAAGAAAAUCUGAAGACAACAAGAAGAUUAGCUUUAGAAUGUUCUCUUGUUGAUAUAAGUCCAACUGGUGGAAGUGACAAAUGGACAGCAACAGCUUGUGACUGUCUUUCAUUUUACCUCACUGGAGCUAUAGCAUCUAUAAUCAUUCAGGAAAACUACACAGCAUGGCCACUGCCUGUGAAAAUUUUAUGCAGAGAUGAAAAAGGACAAUGUAUUGAUAUUUCUAAUUAUCUGAUUAAAAAGGGUUUGGCUUUGAGGGAAAGAAGAGUUGACAAAAUUAAUAAAACUGAUUCAGCCUCUGAGAAGAGUCUUGACAUCCCUAUGGAACAAGAGAGUCUGGGAGUGGAUAAGUAUAGCACAUCUCAUUUUGAACCCAACAAAGUUAACGGUAUUAUCAGUGAACACAAGGGGCCUGCCAUAAAGAAGACAGUGCUUGACCCAAGAAUUGGAGGAUGUUACAAACCACCGGCUAUUCCUAACAUGAAAGUGUUUGAGGCAGUAGUAAGCUGCAUUGGUGAUGAUGGAACUAUAUACGUGGUACCAAAAUCAUCAGAACUUGAGCUCAGAAAUUUGAUGGAUGAAAUUCAAAGUAACUUUAAGUGUCUUGGUCUUUUGGAGCCAUAUUGCUGGAAAAAAGGAGAAGCUUGUGCAGUGAGGGGAUCAGAUACUGUGUGGUAUCGAGGUAAAGUUAUGGAAGUUGUUGGUGGAACUAUCAGGGUGCAAUAUUUAGACCAUGGGUAUACUGAGAAGAUCCCACAGUGUCAUCUUUACCCAAUUGUAUUAUAUGCCGAUAGACCCCAGUUUUGUAUUCCAUGUCAGUUGUAUAAUACCGUGCCUAUUGGAAAUUCCUGGCAGCCAGACGCAGUAGAACUCCUUCAAGAACUAUUACCAAAGAGAGAGGUGGAAAUUCAUAACAUGGAAUUACCCAAAAAUCCAUGGGGAAAAUUAUCUGUUCAUCUCUAUUUUGAUGGAAUGUCGCUUUCUUAUUUUAUGGCACAUCAUAAACAUUGUACAUUUGAAGGUUCUGAGGAAAUACUGAAAGAGAAGCCAAAGGAUCACAGUGAAAAGUAUGAAGAAGAAAAUUGGGAAAUAAAUUUUAAGGAAUUGCUUCAGUCUGAUACAGAGACUCCUGUCUUACCACCGUAUUUAUCGCCAACUCUCCCUCCUCCAGGAGAACUUUAUCCUGUCCAAGUGAAGCAUGUUGUUUCACCUAAUGAGGUAUAUAUCUGCCUUGAUCUAAGAGAAAACUUCAACCAUCAAAAUGACACAGUUGAUACUGAAGUUAGCUGGGAGUUUGAACCAAAGUGCCUAGAUGAAGUACUACAGAGCUGUAAUCAGAAUGUGGAUUCUCUCCCAUCAUUGACAGAUUUUAGAUCAGAAAUGCCUUGUCUUGCAGAAUAUAAUGAUGGUUUAUGGUAUCGAGCAAAGAUUCUUUCCAUCAAAGAAUUUGAUCCCCUUGCUAUCUUGGUACAAUUUGUUGACUAUGGAUCAACUGAAAAAUUGCCAACAAGCAGACUACGUCAGAUUCCUCUCCACCUUAUGAAAUAUCCUGCUCGGGCUGUAAAAGUUCUUUUGGCUGGAUUUAAACCUCCAUUAAAAGAUUCAGAAAAGACAAGAAUUCCAUAUUGCCCCAAGUGGAGCAUGGAAGCCAUGUGGGCUAUGAUAGACUGUCUUCAAGGAAAACAGCUUUAUGCUUUUUCUUUGACUCAGUCACCGGAAUAUAUAGUGACUUUAUAUGAAGAUGAACAAUAUCCAGUUCAUAUGUCAUUGAUAGAAAUGGGACUUGCAGAUUUAGAUGAAUGA